Messenger RNA from Trichoderma atroviride IMI 206040, 1803 nucleotides. RefSeq lists its product as uncharacterized. Gene Ontology annotation, cellular component: chromosome passenger complex; chromosome, centromeric region; spindle midzone. The record is from RefSeq and is a predicted model, not a curated record. NCBI's taxonomy places the organism in Eukaryota, Fungi, Ascomycota, Sordariomycetes, Hypocreales, Hypocreaceae. Gene Ontology annotation, biological process: mitotic sister chromatid segregation.
AUGGCUCCCACGCGAAACAAAAAGAAGGGCUCCACUGAGUCGAGCUCCUCGCAACAGAAGAGCGCGACUUACAGCAGCUCAGGCAGCCCUUCAACACCACAGCGAAGUCCAAUUCAGAAGAAGAGGACGGGAAUCACCAUGCAGCAGAAACAAGCCUUGAUCGAGAACCUGCGACUCGAAAUUACUGAGCGAGCCCGCAGGUUACGCGCUCAAUACCAUCUCCAAGCGCAAGGCCUCAGGUCACGAGUCGAAAUACGCCUCAACCGAAUUCCUACAGCACUGAGAAGGGCAACCAUGGGUGAACUGCUGCUCAAAUACGCAGAACAAGCACAACGAGCACCUACUCCUCGGCCGUUGCCAGUUCCUGUCAAGGAUUUGCCGUUGCCGCCGAGUCCUCAAAAGCCUAGCCACCAGACCACUCGCGCGCCACAGGUUGUGGGACGCGCCCAGAAGCGGUUGAGCGAUGAAAUUACUAGGGAUAAGGAGAAUGAGAAUGUUGGCGAGAAUCCUAAGAAGAAAGCUCGCGGCGGCGAUGCUGGCGUAGUCCGCCCAGCACAGGUCUUAUCGCCUACGUCGUCCAACUCGCGGUUGGCGAACCGCAGUCGUGCGACUUCUCCUACCAAGUCGUACUUGUAUAAGGCCAGCUCUCCUUUGAAAGGGGGGAGCCCAGCUCGGCCUACAGCUGCGGCUGCUGGUGCUGGUGCGCGUGCUGGAGGACUGAGAAAGGUUACCACAACAUCAAACUCAAGCGCCAGCUCGGCUACUCCGACAGCGCGAACAAAGCGCACAGCUACAACCGCGCCCAAAGGCCCUCUAUCUAGGCCUGGGACACGAACGACGCGCAGAGCUAGUGACGUUGACGAGUCGAGUGACGGAAGCGCGAACACCGUGCUCCGAAAGGCUGCAGGGAUGGCAAAUACCGCUGCCGCGCGAAAAGCUGCCCCUGGUAGCGCUAAAAAGGUUGCUUCGCGCGGAGUAGCGAAAUCUACGGCGAAGGCUGCAUCCGCUGGAUCAACUGCCACUACUGGGAGGACACUAAGAAAGAGAACCUGAAGGGCUUCGUCAGUUUCUGGGAAGCUUUGCGUGUUUAAGGAAUUGGAGGCUCAUGUUUUGAGCUCGUGUUUUACAAGGAAUGCAUUGGCGACAGGGAACUGUGGGAAUAACUUGAGGCCGCCAAAAGGCCAGACCGCUUUGUUCUUUUUGAUACUGGUAACAGGGAAUGCGAUACGGAGUUUGGGCAUGUAACAAGACUAUACAUUGUUGGACUAAACAAGUAGGAAUCGGGCGUUUUGGGUAGUUUCAGCGGGAAUAUAUCAUUUCUUCUUCUUGUCAUCCACUAGCUCGAUAUUGUCUUCCGGUACAUCCUUGUACUUUUCCAGAAUGAACUCUUCUAGUUCGUCGCUGACGUCUCCUUGUACCACGAUUUCUUCACCGCCGCUAGGAAGCUUUGUAACAGAAGAUCCCGUUGCGAAUUUCUUUCCAAAAUCCUUGGCACCUUUUUCAGAUCCAAACCAAACGCUUCCAAUCCAAUAACGGCCGUGACAAACUUUUUCUUGUUUCUCUCGAUUCGCUUAAUGGUGACGACGCUCGAGGCCAGUUUGCUCGCCUGCUUCUGCUCUGCAGCCUCGGCCUUGGCAGCCUUCUUCUGCGCAUCCUUGGCGGCUCUCUUCUGCGCAUCGACGGAGAGGGCAGCGGUGGCUGCUUCUAGGGCUUCGGGGGACCAUAUCCUGGAAUACAUGUCCGGGUGGUGCUUCUCGAGCCAUUCCUGGCAUUUUCUGACGGUGCCGCCAUACUCGCAGUACU